AUGAAAUUCUCACUCACAGCCGCCUCCAUCUUUGCAUUUGCCUGUUUAUCUGCUGUCAAGGCUGACAGCUAUUCUGAUGCCAUUAAAGAAUUCUGUGAUGGUAUUGAAGUCACUGCUCCUAUUGAUACUGAUGUGUUUGUUGCUGGUCAAAACGCUACAGUUACUGUCACUCGUAUCCCCAACUCUCAUGAAAAGACAAUUACUGGUCUUGAUUUAUACUCUGUUGAUGCUUCCGGCAAUCCCAAAUAUGUUCAAAAUACUUGGACUGGUCAAUACAGCUUAAACACGCAAGCAUCCAUCUCGGAUGACAUCCCUACAUCUGUUACUGCUGGAUACUAUUAUUAUCGUGUCUGGGUCACCAACAUGAUCAAUGGUCAACAUGGUCCUGACUGUGUCAAGACAUCUCGUACAUUCAAGGUCACUACUGGCUCUCAUACCAACGAUGCUGGUGUCACAUCCUAUGCAGAAUCCUUGGAUGACCACAGUUACUUUAAGCCUGAAUUCGCAAAGGGUUGUUUCGGUCUCAGUGUCAAGAGCCCUGCUGAGGGAUCUACUCAAAAGCAAGGUGAACAUGUCUCUGUUCAACUGAGCCGUGAUGGUGCUUCUCAAACUGAUUCCCUGACCAAGGUUGAGAUCUACAAGUAUGUUGAUGGCGUCAAUGAUGAAUCUGUCCACACUGUCUGGUCUGGUAAAGAAGGUCUUACCAAUGCUUUCGUUGUCAAGGACCACUUGAACAUUCCUAACCUCGAUACCAGUGCUUCUUACUACUACAAGCUGGAUGUUACUAGUCAAGUGAAGGGUGAAACCUGUAGUUUCCAAUCUGGUGCCUUCAAGGUUACCGCAUAA
Molecule: messenger RNA, 846 nt
Organism: Mucor velutinosus
Lineage: Eukaryota; Fungi; Mucoromycota; Mucoromycetes; Mucorales; Mucoraceae
Gene: sds22
Product: protein phosphatase regulatory subunit Sds22
Exons: 5
Coding region: 1-846 (281 amino acids)
Source: RefSeq, a predicted model, not a curated record